AUGGGUUUGAUUCCUCAACCACAAGAAUCUCACAGCCACACCCACAAAAUCUUUCUCUACUCGAACUACAUCCUCCUUGGCGCAUCCACAAGUUGCAUCUUCCUCACACUCUCUCUCCGUCUGAUCCCUUCGGUCUGUGGAUUCUUCCUCAUCCUCCUCCACGCCACCACAAUCGCCGCAGCCGUCUCCGGUUGUGCAGCCGCAUCCUACGGCAAGAACCGGUGGUACGCAGCGCACAUGAUCGCAACAGUCCUCACCGCCAUUUUCCAAGGAUCAGUCUCUGUUCUCAUUUUCACCAACACGUCGAAUUUCCUCUCGAGUCUUAACUCUUAUGUCCGUGAGAAAGAAGCGUCUUUGAUCUUGAAACUAGCUGGUGGGCUCUGCGUUGUGAUCUUUUGCCUUGAGUGGAUCGUUCUUGUGCUUGCCUUCUUCUUGAAGUACUAUGCUUAUGUCGAUGGUGGUAGCAGCAACGACAAUGGAGUUGCUAUGAAGAGAACUGGCAAGGUUCAGAGUGAAGAUACUCUCAAGGAUUCGCCAUGGCCGUUCCAAGUUUGA
Messenger RNA from Microthlaspi erraticum, 555 nucleotides. Lineage: Eukaryota; Viridiplantae; Streptophyta; Magnoliopsida; Brassicales; Brassicaceae. The record is from the annotation of a GenBank genome assembly.